Messenger RNA from Solanum dulcamara, 982 nucleotides. RefSeq names its product bax inhibitor 1-like. Lineage: Eukaryota; Viridiplantae; Streptophyta; Magnoliopsida; Solanales; Solanaceae. The transcript has 5 exons. Bases 36 to 785 code for a protein of 249 amino acids. The record is from RefSeq and is a predicted model, not a curated record. Gene Ontology annotation, cellular component: membrane.
GCUCAUUUUUGUUCUCUCUGCAAAAAAAAAUAAAAAUGAAGAAGAUGAAUUUCUCAGAGAUGAAAGAGCAGGUCAUUAAUAGUGUGACACGGUACUUCAAUAGGGAUUGGAACAGAGACGACAUGAUGAAUUCCGAUGAAAUUCCAGAUGAAGUUCACACAACCUUGCAGAUGGUGUAUCUUUGUCUCUUCUGUACCAUGUUGAGCUCUACUUUUGGAACCUAUUUGCAAUGGCUCUCGAUAGCCGGGGGGAAACACACAGUCCUGUCUUAUGUAGCAAAUUUAAUCUUGCUUUACCUUACUCCACCAGAGAGACUGAACACGAGGAUCUUAAUCUCAAUGUUGGUUGCCUAUUCAUUUGGUUCUUCUUUUGGCUUUUUUGUCAGUUAUCUCUUCAAAAUUGAGCAAAGCUAUGUUCUCAGACUUUGGGCAGGUAUAACAAUUGGCAUUGGAAAUUUCUUCUAUAGAGCCAUCACAACAACGGAUAGGAGUGAAAUCUACAUCGGUUGCCUGCAAUAUUGCAUUAUUCUAAUGAUCUCCGGAAUUGCUUUCAUUCUCUGGGAAAGACAUACAGCUCUCUGGAUGAUAACGAUACACACUCUGCAGAUAUUGUUCAUGGGGUACCUUGUGAUAUAUAGCCAAGAAAUACUAUACGAUGCUAACUAUGGAGAUAUUAACUUCGUCAACUGCACACUCACCGUCUUCUUCCAUUUACCAGGCAUAGUGAUCCAUGCUGCAAGACUAUACCUUCAGGGUGUAGAAAUUGAGCAACACGAACAGAAUUAAAGCUGAUUCACCUAGGAACUAUAGAGAGUAGAAUGUGCACCUUUCUGUAAAUGAUGAACAAAUAUUCCUUUGUGUCUACAUUUUACUGAUUGAAUUUGGAAUUCCUUAGUUUAAAGCAAACUGCUUUAAAUGUUUCCUGGCAAAUGAAAUACUGAAGUGAUAGCCUUUUAUAAAAAUUAUUUCGGUACUUUAGGUUA